AUGGACGAGCCGCCAAAUACUUUCACUUGCGGUGAUGAUCAAGUUCAGAGUGAUGAGACUGAGGCCAUGAAUCAUUCUUCAAAUGGAAAAAAUGAUGUGAGCAAUCUGGAGAUUCCAUAUGAAGGAAUGCAUUUCAAUACACAUGAAGAAGCGCAAGAGAAUUGUACCGAAUAUAGACGGCGAAAUGGAUUUUCAGUUAGGGUUCAAUCAACAAACAAAACACGCGUUGGUGUAGACGAAGUGACAUCAGUUUAUAUGGUCUGUGCUCGCGAAGGGAAAAAAAAGAAAGAACAGAACAUUGAAGGAAUAGAUAAAAAAGGGAGAAGUUGCAAUACGAUCAAAUGUGAGUGCAAGGCAAAGAUUCGAUUUAUUUUUGACGAAGAACGUAGUAAAUGGAUAGUAACAAUAUUUUCAGAUGAACACAACCAUAAAUUUGUAUCACCAAGCAAGAGGAAGCGUAUGCGCAUUAACAGAUGCAUGCCAGACGAUGCAAAAGAUUUGACAGAGGCAUUUAAUAGGGAAAACAUUCAAAUUUCCAAAGUCCCAUCCAUUUUUGGUGGUGCAGACAUAGGUUUAGUCGAAGAGAUUAUUGGAAUCAUUUACGCAAUGUGA
Molecule: messenger RNA, 612 nt
Organism: Papaver somniferum (opium poppy)
Lineage: Eukaryota; Viridiplantae; Streptophyta; Magnoliopsida; Ranunculales; Papaveraceae
Product: protein FAR1-RELATED SEQUENCE 11-like
Exons: 1
Coding region: 1-612 (203 amino acids)
Source: RefSeq, a predicted model, not a curated record